ACGUGACAUCAGUCUCCACAUUUGACAGGAAUAUAUCGCACAUCGCCUCAUUUUUCUAGUCAGACGCAGAGGACAAGACACGGCAUCCACCAUGAUGAAAUUGGUGCUACUUACCCUCCUGGUGCUGGCAGCUACUGAAGCCAAAUACAAGAAGAGCAAGAAGAAUCUUGAGAGGAAACCAGGUUACAUCGUCAAACGGCAAGCAACCACAUGCGGUGAGAACGAGUUCCGGUGCAACAACGGCGUUUGCAUCCAGGACGAGUGGACCUGCGACACGGAGCGCGACUGCCGCGACGGUUCUGACGAGAUCAACUGCCCCACCGACUGCAGUGGAGAGCACGAGGUAAAAUGUCGUAACGGUCAGUGUAUUCCCUCUGAGUACCGAUGUGAUGGCGACGAUGACUGUGGCGACAGCACCGAUGAGAUCGACUGCCACAAAGUCACCUGUCCGGCCGGUGAGGUGCAGUGCGACAACUUCCUGUGCAUUGAGGAGACCUGGCUGUGCGAUGGUCAGGACGACUGUCGUGACGACUUCGACGAACGUAACUGCGUGGGCUCGUGCAGAACGGAUCAGUUCAAGUGCGCAGACGGCUCGCGCUGCAUCGACGCACGCUGGAAGUGUGACGGGGAGGAUGACUGCGGCGACUCCAGCGAUGAGCUCACCUGCGAAUGCAACGCAGACACUGAGUUCAAGUGCACCAACGGCCGCUGCAUCCCCAACAGCUGGAGAUGCGAUGCCGACAACGACUGCGGCGAUGUGUCCGAUGAGGCCCACUGUCCAACUCUCCACCCCAGCCUUUGUGGUGACAUGAUGACAGCACGUGACUGUGCCCUGAUGAACGAGACCGUGACCCCGAUCUGUCUCAGUGAGGAGGAUGGCUUCAAGUUCUGCCGCAAGUUCUGUAACCUUUGUACAACCGGCACUUCCGGUUAAGGUGACGGGAAGCUGGAGUUUUCUCACCUGGCCGCUUCGUAGUCUUGUCUCUCCUCCUCCUCCUCCCUCAUUAUUUGUGUAACCCGACGUUCUGCAAGAAACGGAAGUAGUUGUUACUAGUGCGCGCAGUACACGUGUAUGUGCGGGUGGCUUUAAAGGGUAUACAUAUAUAUGUGUCUAUCAUUCGUAAACAUUUUGGUUGGUAUUCAUUUUUGUGUCUGGAGAGAAAGGCUCCGAAUAAAUGUUUUUGUGUUA
Molecule: messenger RNA, 1189 nt
Organism: Pomacea canaliculata
Lineage: Eukaryota; Metazoa; Mollusca; Gastropoda; Architaenioglossa; Ampullariidae
Product: sortilin-related receptor-like
Exons: 7
Coding region: 92-934 (280 amino acids)
Molecular function (GO): protein binding
Source: RefSeq, a predicted model, not a curated record